GAGCUGCCUGGUAAUAUAGGGAGGCCGGCGCUGAGGGCUCCGCCGCCGCCGCCGCCACCGCGGGAGCCGGAGCUGCGGGCGGAGCGGCGUCCGCGCCAGGCUGGAGCGGGAGGGCGGCGGAGCGCAGUUGCCGGGAAUAUUUCGGCCGGGAGGACGGGCGAUCCGGAGACGGAGCCGGCCAGCCCGGGAGCGGCGGGGAGCGCGGGCGCCGGAGCGAGCGGAGCAAACCUCCGAGUCGAUCUGGAGCGCCGGCUUCCCGGAGGAAAUGGGACUGUGACCGAACCGGGAGCAAGAAGGGAAGGAAGCGCCGGGAUUGCUGAUGUCAGAGCAGCCCGGAAAGUCGCGCUGGGAAAACCUGAAGACGGCCGGGGCUCUGCCUCUUCCCCACGAGAGACACCACCGGCCACCCCCACACGCCCCCUCGGCGCCCCCGGGUGCCCCCCGCGAGCCGGCGACUGCGCCCGGCGGGGCUGCCGAGCGGCGACGGAGGACUGAGGGGCGCGCGGACCGGAGACCGAGGGGCCACUUCAGGAAUACAGAUAAGUGGCUGGCGGCUUGACGUGGAUUUUAAUGAAUUUGGACUCCAUGUGGAUUUGGUCGUCCCCGUGAUUCCGAGCUGCGGGCAGGGAGAGGGGCCUCGCGCCGCCCUCGGCAGCCGGCGGCCGGGGCGGACGGAGCAGGGACGGAAGGACAGACAGACGUCGCCGAGCUGGAACCAUGUGCGGGCCGACCUAGGAAGGCGGGGCAGAUGAGCUCACAGAGGCGCCGUCUCCUCGCCCCCGCCCCUCUCAGGAUGGAACUGAGGGGUCCCUGGCCCCGGGCCGCGGAGGUUGACAGCUGGUCCGUGGUCCUGCUCUCGGUGGUCUGGGUGCUGCUGGCCCCCCGGGCGGCCGGCAUGCCUCAGUUCAGCACUUUCCACUCCGAGAACCGGGACUGGACCUUCAACCACUUGACGGUCCACCGAGGCACGGGGGCCGUGUACGUGGGGGCCAUCAACCGGGUCUACAAGCUGACGGGCAACCUGACCAUCCAGGUGGCUCACAAGACGGGGCCGGAAGAGGACAACAAGUCGUGCUACCCGCCGCUCAUCGUGCAGCCCUGCGGCGAGGUGCUGACCCUCACCAACAACGUCAACAAGCUGCUCAUCAUCGACUACUCCGAGAACCGGCUGCUGGCCUGCGGCAGCCUCUACCAGGGCGUCUGCAAGCUGCUGCGGCUCGACGACCUCUUCAUCCUGGUGGAGCCGUCCCACAAGAAGGAGCACUACCUGUCCAGCGUCAACAAGACGGGCACCAUGUACGGCGUGAUCGUGCGCUCCCAGGGCGGGGACGGCAAGCUCUUCAUCGGCACCGCCGUGGACGGGAAGCAGGACUACUUCCCGACCCUGUCCAGCCGGAAGCUGCCCCGGGACCCCGAGUCCUCAGCCAUGCUCGACUACGAGCUGCACAGCGACUUCGUCUCCUCUCUCAUCAAGAUCCCCUCGGACACCCUGGCCCUGGUCUCCCACUUUGACAUCUUCUACAUCUACGGCUUCGCCAGCGGGGGCUUCGUCUACUUCCUCACCGUGCAGCCCGAGACCCCCGAGGGGGUGGCCAUCAACUCCGCCGGAGACCUCUUCUACACCUCGCGCAUCGUGCGUCUCUGCAAGGACGACCCCAAGUUCCACUCGUACGUGUCCCUGCCGUUCGGCUGCACCCGGGCGGGGGUGGAGUACCGCCUCCUGCAGGCUGCCUACCUGGCCAAGCCGGGGGACUCCCUGGCCCAGGCCUUCAACAUCAGCGGCCAGGACGACGUGCUCUUCGCCAUCUUCUCCAAAGGGCAGAAGCAGUACCACCACCCGCCCGACGACUCUGCCCUGUGUGCCUUCCCCAUCCGGGCCGUCAACCUGCAGAUCAAGGAGCGCCUGCAGUCCUGCUACCAGGGCGAGGGCAACCUGGAGCUCAACUGGCUGCUGGGAAAGGACGUCCAGUGCACCAAGGCGCCCGUCCCCAUCGAUGAUAACUUCUGUGGACUGGACAUCAACCAGCCGCUCGGAGGCUCGACUCCAGUGGAGGGCCUGACCCUGUACACCACCAGCCGGGACCGCAUGACCUCUGUGGCUUCUUACGUGUACAACGGCUACAGCGUGGUUUUCGUGGGGACUAAGAGCGGCAAGCUGAAAAAGAUCCGGGCCGAUGGUCCUCCCCAUGGUGGGGUCCAGUACGAGAUGGUCUCCGUGCUCAAAGACGGGAGCCCCAUCCUCCGGGACAUGGCCUUCUCCAUCGAUCAGCGCUUCCUGUAUGUCAUGUCUGAAAGGCAGGUCACCAGGGUCCCCGUGGAGUCAUGCGAACAGUAUACGACUUGUGGGGAGUGCCUGAGCUCGGGGGACCCUCACUGUGGCUGGUGCGCCCUGCACAACAUGUGCUCCCGCAGGGACAAGUGCCAGCGGGCCUGGGAACCGAAUCGAUUUGCUGCCAGCAUAAGCCAGUGCAUGAGCCUCACUGUGCGCCCCAGCAGCAUCUCCGUGUCUGAGCACAGCCGGCUGCUCAGCCUGGUUGUGAGUGACGCCCCUGACCUGUCUGCGGGCAUCUCCUGUGCCUUUGGGAACCUGACGGAGGUGGAGGGGCAGGUGUCUGGGAGCCAGGUCAUCUGCAUCUCACCUGGGCCCAAGGAUGUCCCUGUCGUCCCUCUGGACCAAGACUGGUUUGGCCUAGAGCUGCAGCUGAGGUCCAAGGAGACAGGGAAGAUAUUUGUUAGCACCGAGUUCAAGUUCUACAACUGCAGCGCCCACCAACUGUGCCUGUCCUGUGUCAACAGCGCCUUCCGCUGCCAUUGGUGUAAAUACCGUAACCUCUGCACUCAUGAUCCCACCACCUGCUCCUUCCAGGAGGGCCGGAUUAAUAUUUCAGAGGACUGUCCCCAGCUGGUGCCCACGGAGGAGAUCCUGAUUCCAGUUGGGGAGGUGAAACCGAUCACCCUCAAGGCUCGCAACCUGCCGCAGCCGCAGUCUGGCCAGCGCGGCUACGAGUGCGUGCUCAGCAUCCAGGGCGCCGUGCACCGGGUGCCCGCCCUGCGCUUCAACAGCUCCAGCGUGCAGUGCCAGAACAGCUCGUACCAGUAUGACGGGAUGGACAUCAGCAACCUGGCCGUGGACUUCGCCGUGGUGUGGAAUGGCAAUUUCAUCAUUGACAACCCACAGGACCUGAAAGUCCACCUGUACAAGUGUGCGGCCCAGCGAGAGAGCUGCGGCCUCUGCCUCAAGGCCGACCGGAAGUUCGAGUGCGGCUGGUGCAGCGACGAGCGCAGGUGCACCCUCCACCAGCACUGCUCCAGCCUCUCCAGCCCCUGGCUCGACUGGUCCAGCCACAAUGUCAAGUGCUCCAACCCCCAAAUCACGGAGAUUUUGACCGUGUCCGGACCACCUGAAGGAGGGACCCGAGUGACCAUCCACGGCGUGAACCUGGGUCUGGACUUCUCCGAGAUCGCCCACCACGUGCAGGUGGCUGGGGUGCCCUGCACACCCCUCCCAGGGGAAUACAUCAUCGCCGAGCAGAUCGUGUGCGAGAUGGGCCACGCGCCCGUGGGAACCGCCUCCGGGCCGGUGCGCCUGUGCAUUGGCGAGUGUAAGCCCGAGUUCAUGGCCAAGUCCCAUCAGCAGUACACCUUCGUGAACCCUUCCGUGCUGUCGCUCAACCCUAUCCGAGGGCCGGAGUCAGGAGGCACCAUGGUGACCAUCACAGGCCAUUACCUCGGGGCUGGGAGCAGCGUGGCAGUGCACCUGGGCAACCAGACCUGCGAGUUCUACGGGAGGUCGAUGAAUGAGAUCGUGUGUGUCUCACCGCCCUCGUCCAAUGGGCUGGGCCCGGUGCCUGUCUCCGUGAGCGUCGACCGAGCCCGCGUGGAUAACAGCCUGCAGUUCGAGUACAUAGAUGACCCUCGGGUGCAGCGCAUCGAGCCCGAGUGGAGCAUCGCCAGCGGCCACACUCCCCUGACCAUCACGGGCUUCAACCUGGAUGUCAUUCAGGAGCCGAGGAUCCGAGUCAAGUUUAACGGCAAAGAAUCUGUCAACGUGUGCAAAGUUGUGAACACAACCACCCUCACCUGCCUGGCGCCCUCUCUGACAACGGACUACCGGCCGGGCCUGGACACGGUGGAACGGCCAGAUGAGUUCGGAUUUGUCUUUAACAACGUCCAGUCUCUGCUGAUUUACAACGACACCAAGUUCAUCUACUACCCCAACCCGACCUUUGAACUGCUCAGCCCCACUGGAGUCUUGGACCAAAAGCCAGGAUCACCCAUCAUUUUGAAGGGCAAAAACCUCUGCCCUCCUGCCUCCGGAGGGGCCAAACUCAACUACACGGUGCUGAUUGGAGAGACGCCUUGCACCGUCACCGUGUCCGAGACCCAGCUCCUCUGCGAGCCCCCUGCCCUCACGGGACAGCACAAGGUCAUGGUUCACGUGGGCGGGAUGGUGUUCUCGCCGGGCUCGGUGAGCGUCGUCUCAGACAGCCUGCUGACCCUGCCAGCCAUCGUCAGCAUCGCGGCCGGCGGCAGCCUGCUCCUCAUCAUCGUCAUCAUCGUCCUCAUCGCCUACAAGCGCAAGUCUCGGGAAAACGACCUCACGCUCAAGCGGCUCCAGAUGCAGAUGGACAACCUGGAGUCCCGGGUGGCCCUGGAGUGCAAGGAAGCUUUUGCUGAGCUCCAAACAGAUAUCAAUGAGCUGACCAGCGACCUGGACCGCUCGGGAAUCCCCUACCUGGACUACCGUACCUACGCCAUGCGGGUGCUGUUCCCCGGCAUCGAGGACCACCCGGUCCUGCGGGAGCUGGAGGUGCAGGGAAACGGGCAGCAGCACGUGGAGAAGGCCCUGAAGCUCUUCGCGCAGCUCAUCAACAACAAGGUGUUCCUGCUCACCUUCAUCCGCACCCUGGAGACGCAGCGCAGCUUCUCCAUGCGUGACCGCGGCAACGUGGCCUCGCUCAUCAUGACCGGCCUGCAGGGCCGCCUGGAGUACGCCACCGACGUCCUCAAGCAGCUGCUCUCCGACCUCAUCGACAAGAACCUGGAGAACAAGAACCACCCCAAGCUGCUUCUCCGGAGGACGGAGUCUGUGGCCGAGAAGAUGCUGACCAACUGGUUUGCCUUCCUCCUGCACAAGUUCCUGAAGGAGUGCGCCGGGGAGCCGCUCUUCAUGCUGUACUGCGCCAUCAAGCAGCAGAUGGAGAAGGGCCCCAUCGACGCCAUCACGGGCGAGGCCCGCUACUCCCUGAGCGAGGACAAGCUCAUCCGGCAGCAGAUCGAGUACAAGACGCUGAUCCUGAACUGCGUCAACCCCGACAACGAGAACAGUCCGGAGAUCCCAGUGAAGGUGCUGAACUGUGACACCAUCACGCAGGUCAAGGAGAAGAUCCUCGAUGCCGUGUAUAAGAACGUGCCCUACUCCCAGCGGCCGAGGGCUGUUGACAUGGACUUGGAGUGGCGCCAAGGCCGGAUCGCCAGGGUCGUGCUGCAAGACGAGGACAUCACCACCAAGAUCGAGGGGGACUGGAAGCGGCUCAACACGCUGAUGCAUUACCAGGUGUCAGACAGGUCCGUGGUGGCUCUGGUCCCCAAACAGACGUCUUCCUACAACAUCCCUGCCUCUGCCAGCAUCUCCCGGACGUCCAUCAGCAGAUACGACUCCUCCUUCAGGUACACGGGCAGCCCCGACAGCCUGCGGUCCCGGGCCCCCAUGAUCACCCCGGACCUCGAGAGUGGGGUGAAGGUGUGGCAUCUGGUGAAGAACCACGACCACGGUGACCAGAAGGAGGGCGACCGGGGCAGCAAGAUGGUGUCGGAGAUCUACCUGACCCGGCUACUGGCCACCAAGGGCACCCUGCAGAAGUUCGUGGACGACUUGUUCGAGACCCUGUUCAGCACUGUGCACCGCGGCAGCGCGCUCCCCCUGGCCAUCAAGUACAUGUUCGAUUUCCUGGAUGAGCAGGCAGACAGGCACAGCAUCCACGACACAGAUGUGCGGCACACCUGGAAAAGCAACUGCCUCCCUCUGCGCUUCUGGGUGAACGUGAUCAAGAACCCCCAGUUUGUAUUCGACAUCCACAAGGGCAGCAUCACGGACGCCUGCCUCUCCGUGGUGGCCCAGACCUUCAUGGACUCCUGCUCCACGUCGGAGCACCGGCUGGGCAAGGACUCCCCCUCCAACAAGCUGCUGUACGCCAAGGACAUCCCCAGCUACAAGAGCUGGGUGGAGAGAUACUACGCAGACAUCGCCAAGCUCCCGGCCAUCAGUGACCAGGACAUGAACGCCUACCUCGCCGAGCAGUCCCGCCUGCACGCCGUGGAGUUCAACAUGCUGAGCGCCCUCAACGAGAUCUACUCCUACGUCAGCAAGUACAGCGAGGAGCUCAUCGGGGCCCUGGAGCAGGACGAGCAGGCGCGGCGACAGCGGCUGGCGUACAAGGUGGAGCAGCUCAUCCACGCCAUGUCCCUGGAGAGCUGAGAGCAGCCUCGCCUCUCUGGGUGGAGGGACCCACCCAAGCGGUCGCGCGGGGAGUCUCGGAAGCGAGGACUAGCGAAGGGGAUGAGGCCCCAGAGCUUGCUGCUGCCCCGAGCCCCCAACCUGGGGAGAGGGGAGGGCCCCUCUCCCUCCGCCAGCCAAGUUUCGUCACAGCCAGUCCCUGCCGGGAGAGCCCGUGGGCGCCACCCGUCCCCCGCCACAGGGACAGGGGCGGCGGGCGAGCGCCGGGCCAGGAGGAGGCGGCUCUUCGGGCUGAGAGGCACGUGGGCACGGCCCUGCCUCCGUGACUGCUGCUUUGCAUGAAACUCAUUUGAUGUAUAUUGGGGGGAAAUAAUGAGAACUUUAUUUAAUUUUUUUUAAGAAAAAGGAAAAGAAAAAAACAGAAAUAAAACAAAAAAGCCACCCUGUUCAUCCCGUCCAACUUCUGUUUAAUUCUGAUUUCUGUCUCCCCGCCUUCUCUCCCCACCCCCGCCUCCUCCCUCGUCCAACUCCUGUCCCCAAAGGCCAGAAAAACCCUACAAAGAGGUGCUGAGGGAAGUUGCAGGGAGAACAAUUGUCUCGUUUUCCUUGAAAUUAAAAAAAGAGAGAAAGAGAGGGAGGGGACAAAGAAGAGCAGAAGAAGAAUGAGCACAAGUUCCCACCAAACUCUUCGCAAAAAAUCAAGGCCAGUGAAACCGGAUCCCUGCCAUGGCCGGAAGAGCGAGGAACCGCAGAACUUUGCCCCGUCCGCACCUGGCUGCCGGGAACCUGAGCUGUACACACCCCACACCUGUAUGUUCUCCCCUCUCGGGAGGAGACACAUACCUGGAUAGCACCGAUGCUUUUGGCUACUGUGCUUUGUUUGCUUUAUUUCAUCCCAAACCUCAACCAAGGAGGAGCUGGUCUUUGGUACUUUUCCUUUUGGUUUCCCCAAAGCUACUCUCAGAAGCAGGGUGAGGUGGGCCUCUCCCGGACCAGACACCUGGCCCCCCUGAGGACACUGGGCCGCCGCGCCCCGCAUCCGCCCCUGUCAUAAACGAGGCCUCCUGGAGAAACGGUCUGAGGCCAUUGGAGGCCGGGCCUCCGGGAGGUACCCUUUUGGGAGCUGAUUUAGGAACAGGGGUGUUUGGCUUUGCAUUCCACUCCAAUCUUCCAGUGAGUGGUUUCUGGCCACAACAAAGGAAACAAAACUCAGACACUGUUUACAACAAGCAAUACUUGAAGAGCAUGGGUUAAAGAAGCCUCGGUAUUUAUUAUUACGCUUUCUUGCUUUCAUUCUCUCGUGCCUGGAGAGGGGAGACAGCCCUUCGCCCGUGCAUGGAAGCUCCUGACCGCCUGGGCCUACGGCACUCCCCCAGGAGCGGCGGCUGCGGCAGGUCUCGCCCGACGCCUCUCCUGGACUUGCGGGUUGGAACGACAAGAGGACGGCUUCUCACUGCACCCCUUUCCUGCUCGCUCUCUGUCCGCUAAUGACACCGAAAACCACGGCCGGCCAGCUCUCCUGAGUGUAGCUGCCCGACAGGGACACCAGAGCCCCACGCGAAGGUCCAGAGGCCCCACGGAAACCAGUGGGAGUCACCCAGAGGGAAAGCGCUCUGUCGGCAGGAGGACCUCGAUGACCGGGACGGCGUGAGAGUGCCCAGGACACCCGUGCUGGCACAGAUCCAAGCGGCGUAGGCGUUGGGGUAGGAGGACAAGAGAAAGGAGAGGAAGUCGGGAGGGGGGGGGCAGGAGAGGAAUCACCUCCCCUUCCCACUUUCCAAGGGGUGGGGAAUCCCAGGCUGUCAUGCUGGGAAGCUGGACCGGCUUCCCCAAGAGACACUGGACCAGGGGCAUUUCCUCUGCAACUCACUCUGGGCCCCAGCUCCUCCGUGCCCGGCUUCACCCCAAGCGAGUCCGACUUCCAAAGGCUCUGCUGACCACAUGCGAUUCCCAGGCAAGGGCUGGGGGCAGCAGCGCGAGGGCUGCCUCCCAUCCUGGGCGUGUGGCUUUGGAUUCACUGUCUUAACCACACAGCAGACGUCGCCUGGUCUCCUCAGCUCCAGUUUCCUGCCUGAAUGCAGCUGACAAAUGGGAAUAGAAAAGCAUUCAGCAGAAUACUCAGGAAACGUGCUGUUUUCAUUAUUAUUCACAACCAGCCAUGCCAAGGCCACUUUCUUCUGAUAAUCCACUUCUGUGAAAGUUUCUCGGGUCCUAUUAAUAGCCUGAAAGACAUACUAAUGACUGGCCUUCCGCACUGAGCCAAAGUGUUUGCUCAGCCUCGCACCCAAAGCUUAUCAGCGCCCAGCGCCCAUCCUUCAUGGAGAUGAAAGGGGAGGAGAUACGGGCAGAGAAGGACGUGAGCAGGAGACUUCGUGCUACUGUGAAAAAUUCCAGCCCACCCCAUCUCACUCCCGAGCUCUGUCUGAGUGAAGGUUUUCUCAUCACUCUGCCACUGAGACACGCUACACCUGCAAGUAAAAGGAAGUCAGGCAUCUCCGCACGCCUGCACCAGCCUUACCUGUGCAUCUGCUUGGCGUCUCCCAGCAGCUACGUUUGGGGAUCCUUCACCGCCCCUGGGGCGCUUCCCUGAAGGUUUCUGGAGAGCGUGGAGAAGGACGGGGGACGGCCAAUUGAGGGGCGAAGAGGGAAGCGCCCAAGCUGGCUGUGAGUGGGCUGGCCACAGUUCUCAGGAUUGCAUGACAGAGCUGGGGAACUCGGGCUGGCAAAGGAAGUGGCACACAGGGGCACCCUUAAGGAAAGAAUUAAGAAAAAAGGAAAGCUCUGCUGGACUCAGGCCAGGCAGGCCAUGAGGGUGAAAGGUCGCAGAGCCCCGGGCCCCUCUCCAGCUUCCCACCUGUCCCUCUUGCACACUUCUUGGCUUUGGGCCACCCAGAACCAAUGGAAUCCGCACUCUGUGGAAUGGGGAGGAGAGGGAGUGUGUCUUCUCCCCAUUAUCCAAUCUGAGAAUAUUUUGACCUUGUGUAAGGAAGAAGGAUUAAAGCCACAGCCCCUCCCCGCAGGAAGCUGUCUGUCUUGCGGGGAGGCAGAGAGGGAAGUCUCUCUCCAAAGUCAGCUUUGCUUCGUUUCGUGGAUCUGCACGAGAGUGACAAUGGUCUGGAGAAGGACAAGGACCCCGGAGAGUGCUUGGCAAGACAGAGGUUGCUAACAUACAGGAUGGAGACCAAGUCCCUGCAGCUGGAUUCUGCUGCUGCCUCCUGCCCUCGGCGUGGGGUUGGGUGCUUCUGUGUCUGCUGUCCUACCUCUCUCCACGGCGAGACGGCUCUCAAAACCAUCUCCCAUCCAUCCACACUGGCAGGGAGCUCCCCUCCUCGCAGAGCACGGUCAUUAGGAGCUUGGAUCAGCUGUUGCGCUCACUGGAGGAGGCAACAAUUUCCUGCAUUCAUUCAUUAGGGGAAUCUUCUUGGGCAGCCACUAUCUAGGUGUGGGGAAAACAGCAAUGGCGAAGACCAAGAAGAUCCUUCUAGCUAAUUGGUAUUCUUCAGGCUGCCAAAUUCCUGCCACCAACUUCCCAGGCUCAGUUCUCCUCCCCUCCUGGGAGAACCUGGCAGAGGACACCAGUUUUGUAGGGGAGGGGGCCCGGCCGGCGAAGUGGACCCACCCAGCUGCCUUACCUUCUCCUGGGGACGUCCCCCCAGCAGAGAGAGAGCCGCUCCUGUCUCCCGUCGCCGCCGUCCCUCUGGGCGGCACUUUGCCUGCUGCUCGAGCUCCCGACCUUCCUGCAAUUCCACCAAAUGAGGACAAGACAUAGCAGUUAGCCCCCUGGCCCCGCUGAGCGAGGAGCAGAAGCAAGGAGUUUGCUAGACAAAACAUGGUCUGGGCAGAACAAACAGGGAAUGUCUGGAAGCCUCCGGCUGAUCAAUCUCCAGGUGCGUGCCAGCCGCCACACCUGCCCCCACCAACCUGCUGCCCAUAAAUACGGAGCCAGCAGCUGCUCUGGGGAGGCUGUGCAUUGCCAGCCACACUGUGUCAUGCCAGCGACUCCCGGGGCUGGACACAGACAGGAAAGAAUUGAGCCUCAGUGGGACUCCGUGGGUGAGGAAAUGCCAAGUGGUCUCAUAGAUGAAGUUCAGGGCCUUCUGAAGCCUUGUCUCAGGAACGUGCUUUGAGGAUGUGCUGGCAACCUUUCCACAACUCACAGUCUCCCUGCCCUGUCCCCUCCUUCUCCCAGUGUCCCCAAAGUAUGACGUUUUAGCACGUGGGGCUCGGCGCUCCCUGCAAAUGAAGGAUAGAGUUGCACCCUUGGUAUUCCCAAGCAGUACUAGGGAAAGUCCUGGGAGACAGUCACCAGGGCUUGUCGGGCAGAGCCUUAGCCCAGCGAGCAAACUGGAGAGGGUCCUCAGCCUUUCGUGGACACCCGCGUCUCCUCCUCCUCCCCAGCCCUCCCUGCGGACUGAGCUGUCCCCACCGCAGGGCAGCGGGCUCCCUCCUGCCCCAGCCUCAAGGAAGGCGGGGCACCUUCUGGAUUUCAGCCACAAGCCUCGCCUUGACUUUGUCUGCCCUCCACACUGGCAUCAAAGGCGGAGGGCGUAACGGAACACGGUCCCCGGCAAACAGAGCAGACGUCCUCGGGUGUGUAGGGGAAGAGGGGACAAGCUCUAUGUACCGUGAGACGAGGGGCCUGAGCCCACCUGCCUUUCCCCCCAACUUCUCCUACUCAAACCCACUCCUCUCGACACACUGGAAUCUGUAUUAUAUAUAUUUUUAAGAAAAUACAAUGAUGGUUGUCUGGUUUUCCUUGUUUUUACAGGUGUUGUGGAAUAAGAGCUGUAAGAAAAAUUAAGUAUUUAAAAUGUUCCAAUAAAAAAAAAAACGGGAUUUUUUUUGUUAUUCUAAUAUAUUACUGUGUACCUAUUGUAAAUAUGAAACACGCCUAUUUUGCAAGCCAAGGACACAAUUUGUACUGUUGUUAUAUAUAAAUAAAGUUUACUGAAUAAAAAAAAAAAAACAA
Molecule: messenger RNA, 11426 nt
Organism: Microcebus murinus (gray mouse lemur)
Lineage: Eukaryota; Metazoa; Chordata; Mammalia; Primates; Cheirogaleidae
Gene: PLXNA2
Product: plexin A2
Biological process (GO): regulation of cell migration; semaphorin-plexin signaling pathway
Cellular component (GO): semaphorin receptor complex; plasma membrane
Molecular function (GO): semaphorin receptor activity; protein binding
Source: RefSeq, a predicted model, not a curated record